Messenger RNA from Penicillium vulpinum, 225 nucleotides. RefSeq lists its product as uncharacterized. NCBI's taxonomy places the organism in Eukaryota, Fungi, Ascomycota, Eurotiomycetes, Eurotiales, Aspergillaceae. The transcript has a single exon. The record is from RefSeq and is a predicted model, not a curated record. The coding region runs from base 1 to 225 and encodes 74 amino acids.
AUGAAUCACAAAGAGGUAAAAGUAAGAAAGGCCGAAGAUGCUGAUUAUGGCGAGGAUUGCACAGUCGCGCAGAGUGUGAGCUUGAGGUUACCGCUGGAUCGGGCUGGGACCUGGAAGACGGUGCAGAUGGAUGGGUUGGUCUCUUGGAUGUGGUCCAAUCGGGUGUUUCGUCGCACCACACAGCAGGAGGUCGAGAUGGCUGACACUGAAUGGAAACCAUCUUGA